AUGGCACCGCUGUUGAGUCCAUCAGUGGAAGGAGAGGAACUAUAUUUGUACCUAGCAGUAACCCCGCAUGCCGUGAGCUCGGCAUUGAUAAGAGAGGAAGAUAAAGUGCAAAGACCUGUGUACUAUACAAGCAAGGCAUUGAAAGGAGCGGAAGGACGGUAUCCGCAAAUGGAGAAGUUGGCCUUCGCACUAAUCACAGCAUCACGGAAGCUGAGGCAUUAUUUCCAAGCACAUGUCAUUAAUGUUAUGACAGAUCAUCCUCUCAAAAAGGCAAUGAAUAGGCCGGAAGCUGCAGGACGAUUAAUCCAGUGGGCUGUGGAGCUAAGUGAGUUCGAUAUCAGGUAUCUACCAAGGCAUGCCAUUAAAGCUCAAGCCCUAGCAGAUUUUAUUGCGGAGUUUACCCCAAGUCAUAACGAGACAGAGGACAGUAAGAGAUGGAUCGUUCAUGUGGAUGGUUCGUCCACACGGCAUGCAGGAGGAAUUGGUGUGGUCCUGCAGUCCCCAGAGGGAGAUAAACUGAAACAUAAAGUCCUUCUACAGUACCAAGCGACAAACAAUGAAGUCGAAUAUGAAGCCCUCCUCAAAGGGCUAGAAUUGGCAAAGUCCGUGGAAGCAAAGUCCAUAUGUGUCAUGGGGGAUUCCCAACUGAUCAUGGGGCAAGUGAAUGGGACGUAUGAGGCGAAGGAAGAACGAAUGAAGAAGUAUCUUGGUAGGGUGAUGCGCCUUGUGAAAAGGUUUGAAAAAGCUGACUUCGUUCAAAUCCCAAGGGAGGAGAACGUGGAAGCUGAUACUAUAGCGAAGGAGGCCUCAGCAGACGAAUCAUUAGGGAAGUCAGACGAAGUUCAAUAUGUGCCAAGUAUAGAUGCCCAGGAAGUACAGCAGGUUGAUAACAAAGAAAAUUGGAUGACUCCCAUUAUAUCCUAUUUGAAAGACGGACGACUACCAGAAGAAAAGGACGAGGCCAGAAAGGUGAGGGUGAGGUCAGCUAGAUACGUCCUUAUGAAUGGAGUUCUAUACAAGAGAGGUUUCUCUCAACCUUACCUUAGAUGUUUAGCUCCGGACGAAGCAAACUACGUGCUGAGAGAAGUUCAUGAAGGGGCAUGUGGCAAUCAUUCGGGAGCAAGAUCACUUGUCCAUAAGGUCGUCCGUGCAGGGUACUACUGGCCGAACAUGCAAGCUGAUGCUAAAGCAUACGUUAAGGUCUGCGACCAGUGCCAGCGAUUCAGCAACGUCCCCAGGCAACCAUCGGAAUACCUCACCCCAAUGGUGGCACCGUGGCCCUUCGCACAAUGGGGACUGGACAUUUUGGGUCCCUUCCCUUUGGGAGUAAGGCAGAUGAAGUUUCUAGUGGUGGGCAUCGAUUACUUCACCAAAUGGGUGGAGGCAGAACCGUUGGCAAAUAUCACGCAACAGAAUGUGAAAAACUUCGUGUGGAAGAACAUCGUAUGCAGAUUUGGAGUGCCGAAGACUCGGCUUGAGGGGACAAAGGGAGUGUGGCCAGAUGAAUUACCAGGAGUUUUAUGGGCGUAUAGGACCACAGUGAGGACACCUACAGGAGAGACUCCUUUCAAACUAGCCUAUGGAAGUGAUGCAGUCAUACCUGCAGAAGUACAUAUGGCUAAUCAUAGGGUGAUGAUGUAUCAAGACAAGGAUAAUGAAGAUCAGCUUCGUCUGAACCUCGAUUUAAUAGACGAGGUAAGGACAAAUGCAGAACACCGGGCAGCAAAGUAUAAGAAUCUCAUGGCUAUGCAGUACGACGCGGUGGUGAAGCCUAGGCGUUUCAACAUUGGAGAUCUCGUCCUGAGAAAGUUGUGUUAUGGUUAUGGACGAAGUCAUGAAGUAUGUAUUUAUUAA
Molecule: messenger RNA, 1854 nt
Organism: Quercus lobata
Lineage: Eukaryota; Viridiplantae; Streptophyta; Magnoliopsida; Fagales; Fagaceae
Exons: 3
Coding region: 1-1854 (617 amino acids)
Molecular function (GO): RNA-DNA hybrid ribonuclease activity; nucleic acid binding
Source: RefSeq, a predicted model, not a curated record